AUGGAAGGCAAUCACAGUGGCUCGGCUGGAAGCGAGCCACCACCGCAGGCUGACGGGCACGUUUACGAGGUCGUCGUGCAGAACAACUCCACCAACCGCAGCUCCCAGUUUGCAGACGUGGCCCUGCUGCAGACUUUCAAGCCACUCAUCAUCCCUUGCUACGUGCUGGUGGUGGUGGUAGGCGUCAUUGGGAACUACCUGCUGCUCUACGUCAUCUGUCGAACACGCAAGAUGCACAACGUCACCAACUUUUUCAUUGGGAACCUGGCCUUUUCAGACAUGCUCAUGUGUGUGACAUGUGUCCCCUUCACCCUCGCCUAUGCCUUCAACCCGCAUGGUUGGGUUUUUGGUCGUUCCAUGUGCUACCUGGUGUUCCUGAUCCAACCUGUCACAGUAUAUGUUUCAGUCUUUACCCUCACUGCCAUUGCUGUUGACAGAUAUUAUGCAACUGUUCACCCACUGAAGAAGCGGACCACGGUGUCGACCUGUGCCUACGUCCUCACUGGAAUCUGGCUGGUGUCUUGUGGCUUGGUGGCUCCAGCGGUGACCCACACCUACCAUGUCGAGUUCAAGGAGGAAGGCUUCACCAUCUGCGAAGAGUUCUGGUUGGGUCAGGAGAAAGAAAGACGGGCUUACGCAUACAGCACCUUGUUGAUCACUUAUGUUCUUCCGCUGUCGGCUGUCUUUGUUUCUUAUCUCUGCAUCACUGUCAAACUGAGGAAAUGUGUUGCCCCUGGCAACAGGACGCAAGACCAGGUGGGCAUCCACCAAGCCCGGAAGAGGAAGAUCUUUCGCUUGGUUGCACUUCUGGUGUCCGCCUUUGCAGUCUGCUGGCUUCCUAUUCACGUGUUCAACGUGCUCAGAGACAUUGACAUCCACCUGAUCAACAAGCGCUACUUUUUACUCAUCCAGCUGUUGUGCCACCUGUGUGCCAUGAGCUCGUCUUGUUGCAACCCUUUUCUCUAUGCAUGGCUGCACGACCGCUUUCGCUCCGAGCUAAGAAAGAUGCUAAAGUGCCAUCGUCGCAUCGGCGUCCCAGUCAGUCACUGUGCAGCAGGCGUGGUUUUAUAA
This is a messenger RNA of Nematolebias whitei (Rio pearlfish), 1071 nucleotides long. Its product is annotated as prolactin-releasing peptide receptor-like. The record is from RefSeq and is a predicted model, not a curated record. Gene Ontology annotation, biological process: G protein-coupled receptor signaling pathway. The transcript is spliced from 2 exons. Bases 1 to 1071 code for a protein of 356 amino acids. Gene Ontology annotation, molecular function: neuropeptide binding; neuropeptide Y receptor activity. Lineage: Eukaryota; Metazoa; Chordata; Actinopteri; Cyprinodontiformes; Rivulidae. Gene Ontology annotation, cellular component: plasma membrane; neuron projection.